This is a messenger RNA of Microthlaspi erraticum, 315 nucleotides long. The record is from the annotation of a GenBank genome assembly. NCBI's taxonomy places the organism in Eukaryota, Viridiplantae, Streptophyta, Magnoliopsida, Brassicales, Brassicaceae.
AUGGAGUCGAUAAAUUUGAGUUUCAAGCGUCCUCAUUGUCUUUCAUCUGCAGAUCUCUCAUCAAAUCAUGGAACUACAUGUACAUGGACGAUUGGGAAUAAGGACAAGACUCCGUGUUUGUCUGGGACAUUAGCGCUUGAGACGGGUUUGGAGCGGCUUCAUGUGUUUCCUACAUUCAAGCUCGGGUUUACGAUAAUGGGGAUUGCUCUGUCUGGCUUGAGAAUUGAGAAACUUGAUCUUCAAACUAUCCCUCCUCGUUUGUAUAAAGGGUUUCGUGCUCAGACACGAGCUGGAGAUUUCGACGUCAGAUUGUAG